Messenger RNA from Folsomia candida, 4067 nucleotides. It is a transcript of the gene PDZ-GEF, whose product is annotated as rap guanine nucleotide exchange factor 2. Gene Ontology annotation, molecular function: guanyl-nucleotide exchange factor activity; protein binding. Gene Ontology annotation, biological process: positive regulation of GTPase activity; Ras protein signal transduction. The transcript has 12 exons. Gene Ontology annotation, cellular component: apical plasma membrane; plasma membrane. The record is from RefSeq and is a predicted model, not a curated record. Lineage: Eukaryota; Metazoa; Arthropoda; Collembola; Entomobryomorpha; Isotomidae. Bases 250 to 3912 code for a protein of 1220 amino acids.
CAAAUUAAUGAACCAAAUCCGUGGAAGAUCCCCCUGAGAAGAGAUAACACUACCCACCACCUUCUAUAGCUAUAUAGGUGUGACUGAACUCUAUCUCUCUCGUACAUAUAUCCACGAAUUGUGAAUACCCUGCAACAACUCGACUAAAACUAACAUAAUAAACAAACACAAAAUCGUCUCCACUAUAUUCCAAAAAAAUGUCUAAAUUUAAAUAUAUUCAAUCUUGAUAAUUUAAAUAAAAUACAAAAAAUGGAUCCGUGUUCUGAAUCAGAAAUGAGUGAUUUUCUGCGUUCUUUGAAAAAAGAACCGGAAAGAAGAUCACAUCAUGAUGUUCAAACUUUAUAUUUUACUCUCAGAUCUUUCACAUGUCUGGAUAGAUUUGAUGACAAUUUCAUAUAUUCGAUAUGUUCGAAAAAUUGUUAUUAUUUAAGAAAGCAAGCGAAUGACAUUUUAUAUUGUCGUGGGGAAAUUGCACAUGCGUGGUUUAUUUUAAUCAGUGGAUCUGUCUUUAUCGAUGGAUCAAUGUUUCUACCAAUUACGAGUUUCGGACGCCGCCCACAACAUCAAUCCACUCACAAUCAUUUAACUCGUCGACCAAAUGAAUGCUUAAUUCUUGAACCUUCGGAAAUGAUUUGUAUAGAUUAUUUUGAUAAUCAAUUACAAUCUGAACAUAUUCCGUUAUCAAAUCGGAAUUCUAUCCAUUCUUCUGAUGAUACUUCUUCCGCUUAUUCAGGAUCUGAUACAAUGUUGAGCUCCUCCAAUUCCAAUUCACAUCAAAACCACCGUUCUGCCACGAAUUCCACAUGUAUCGAUUUAUCAGGAUUAUUAGAAUCAGUUGUGGAUGAUGAUGACACGGAUUCGAAUUGUUCAGAAACGGAUUCAGACUCGGAAUCAUUUGCAUAUUCAGAUUUAUCCAAUUUAGAAACGUCUUCAAUUCGUGACUCUGUUCGAGAUUGUUUAGAAAAGGAUCCCAGUGAGCGGAAUGAUUCGGAUAUUGCAGUUUUACUGGAGUUUACCCAACAUCUCGCCGCCUUUAAUGAUUUAACGUUAACUGUGAGGAAAGCACUAUGUGCUGCAAUGGUAUUUGCCGUCGUGGAGAAAGCAGGGACGAUCGUGCUCAGUCAUGGAGAAGAAUUAGACUCUUGGAGUGUUUUAGUUAAUGGAAGCGUGGAAAUUAUCAUUUCUAAUCAAUCAGAAGAUCAGGAACAAAUUACCGUGCUCAGCGCGGGCGAUAGUUUCGGAUUACCACCAACUUUAGAUAAGCAAUACUUUGUUGGAUUAAUGAGGACGAGGGUCGAUGACUGCCAAUUCGUUUGUGUUACUCAAGGAGAUUACUUUAGGAUCUUGAAACAGGGCCUUGAUAACCAACAAAUAAUCCGUGAUUCAGACGGGAAACCAAUUUUAGUAUAUGAAUCUCGAGUAAAUAAUACACCGCAACAAAAUCCACAUCAUCAAAUAUCUCAUCACACUCCGUAUUUCUCGCCAUUUAUCGUAAUUCGAGGAACAAAGUCAGCAUUAAUUAAUGAAUUAUUUAAACAAGAAAAUGGAUCCGUGGAUCCAACUUUUGUGGAAGAUUUUCUACUAACCCAACGAAUUUUUAUGGAUCUUCAUGAACUGGCAGAGAAAAUUAUCUUAAAUUUUAGUGAUAUUGGAAUUAGGGAUCGCGUUACGAGAGUUAUGUUACUUUGGGUCAAUAAUCAUUUCAUCGAUUUCGAAGUGGAUCUCAAUCUCAUGAAAUUGUUACAAAGAUUCCACACCCUUCUGGAACAAUCCAAGGAGACAAUGUCGGGUCAAUUAAGACUUUUACAAAUCGCUUGUAGUGCCAAAUCUCGACCACGAACAGUGACGAUAUCUCGUCCAUCAAGGGACGACCCACUUCCGUUUAACAUAAUGGGAGGAGCUGACAAUGGAUACGGAAUUUUUGUGUCAAACAUUGAAGAUUGCAACAACAGCAGCGUCCGGGUUGGAGAUGAACUGUUAUCCGUUAACAACAUCAAUUUCAGAUGUAUCAAUUUAUCAAAAGCUUUCGAUGUCCUCAAAGGAGCUACGCAUCUCGUCAUCGUUCUCAAGUGCAAUUUUUUAGGCUACCACGAAUGCAUAAACUCAUCUGCCCCACUCAUCCCACCAGUAUGCACUCCGAAACAGCAAUUAACAAAACCACGUGUUCCACAUAAAUCAUUGAACAAACACAAUCGAUUCAAGAAAGCACUUCAAAAAAUUAAUUUAUUGCCAAAGAAAACUAUCGAAACAGUGGCGAGAGCUCCUGCUGCUGCAGAAGAGGAGGAAAUGCAGCCAAGGAUCGAUUUCCCUGAAAAUGUUUUGAGGAUUUACAGACCGGAUCAAAGUAACAAAUACUUGUUAGUAAACAAAGAGACGACCUCUCGUGAAGUAGUAAUGUUGGCGUUGCAAGAAUUUCAAGAGAGCAACACUUCAUCCCGUGAUUAUGCACUAUUUCAAGUUUCAGUCAACUCUGUGAAUUCGACGCUAAUGUUAAAACAGACGAGAUUACCGGAUAAUUUGGACUCUUUAGCAGAGAGAUUACAAUUGGGAUCGAGAUACUAUAUUAAAAAAGUGGAAUCUACGGAACCACUCGUGCCAAAUGAAUUACUCGCCGAGAUAUUUAAAGAAUCCGAAGUUGGUUUACUCAAUCUGAACCCUACAGAAUUGGCUCUGCAAUUAACUUUGGAGGACUACGCCUGCUUCCGUCAAAUCGAAAUGACGGAAUUUAUUGACGAUUUAUUCGACUUGAAUUCAAAUUAUGGAACACCGAAUUUAUCCCAAUUUGCACAAUUAGUAAAUCGAGAAACGUUUUGGGUCGUUACAGAAAUUGUGAAGGAAACUUCGAUAACGAAACGUGUUUUAAUUAUAAAACGAUUUGUUAAAGUUGCAAUGCAAUGUCGAGAAUGUCGAAAUUUCAACUCCAUGUUUGCCAUCGUUAGUGGUUUGGGACAUUCCGCUAUCACCAGAUUAAAAUCCACUUGGGACAAAAUGAGUGGGAAAUAUCUGAGAUUAUUUAAGGACCUCCAAGAUUUGAUGGACCCAUCACGAAAUAUGGGAAAGUAUCGAAACUUGCUCUCUUCGUCAUUUCAAACGCCAAUGAUCCCAUUUUAUCCCGUCGUAAAGAAAGAUUUGACAUUUAUCGAUUUAGGAAAUUCUUCAUACAUUGAUGAUAUGAUCAAUUUCGAGAAGAUGAGAAUGGUUUCAAAGGAAAUUCGUUCCCUGAUUCAAAUGUCAGCUGCACCCUUCGACACUUCUGGAUUAGCAAGUAUGGCCGCUAUGAAUCAAUUAGCAAAUAAUACUUCGGGCAGAUCAACACUCACUACGACGACCGGGAAGAAAUUGACUUUUGGAACGGUAAAAAAGAGGAAGCAAACCAAUCAAUCCAAUCAUCCCACCUCCGCCACCCACCAUCAUCAUCAUUCUACUUCGAGUCAACCCAAUCCAAAAAAGAUGCAUGAAGAAAUGAAUAUGAUUCGAAAAGUGAAAGCAUAUUUGCAUCGUUUAAAAAUAUUGGAGGAUGAAAAUGCACUUCAUGAAAUGUCACUAGUUUGCGAGAUUGGAAAUAGUGGUGGAGGCGGAAGUGUGACAAAAACAACGCUGAAAAAACCAUCGUCGCCAACUUUAUCAACAACCAGUUCUACUGCGAGUGAGAGUAGAAUUGCUAAAUUUGGAUCAAAUUCACCACAUUCGUAUCAAAAAUUAUUAGCAUUAAGUGAACCUAGUUUAAAUAAAAACAAUAAAAAAAUCCCACCCGUUCCUGUCUUUUCCAAUAAUAAGGAAUGUACGGGUUCCAUGAGUUCCAUCGUGUCGGGUGGUUCAGCUAAAAGCAUUCCAACGUGUCAACAAAAAACUCUAACAAUUCCACUUUCAACGGAGUCUAGUUCUGUGCUACCAGGAAAAAACACUAAUUAAUUUUAGACUAAAAAAAUUGACCAAGUUUUUUUUGUACAUUGCAAAAAUGUAAUUUUUUUGUACUCAUUUUUUUAUAUCUUGUAUAACAGACAAUUUAUUAUUAGUAUUAUUAAUAAAUAAAAAAUAAGCCUGCGGGCUGCAAAAUUUAUACCUCA